Molecule: messenger RNA, 3229 nt
Organism: Carassius auratus (goldfish)
Lineage: Eukaryota; Metazoa; Chordata; Actinopteri; Cypriniformes; Cyprinidae
Product: transmembrane protein 115-like
Exons: 2
Coding region: 1009-2094 (361 amino acids)
Biological process (GO): retrograde vesicle-mediated transport, Golgi to endoplasmic reticulum
Cellular component (GO): membrane; Golgi apparatus
Source: RefSeq, a predicted model, not a curated record
UUAGCAAUGCCGUAAACGACACGCCCAGUCGCAAAGCUGGACGGUGACGUUUGCAAAUCUGAUGUUUGUGCUUUGUGGCUGUUGUUGGAAACGCCAUACUAUCAAACAACGAAACACAAGCUUAAUUCAGAAGAAUUGUCGACGUUAGGAUAUUAAAAAGACAAACUGCGAAUGAUUGUUUCGGAUUAACGCUUACUGGCUUCAAACCUGCUACCUGGAGGCCUGUUGUGAGAGGAAAUCCCCGGACUGAACUGCGACUCCAGGCCGGUUUGAGAGGACAUGCCACCGGAGAGAAAGCUGUUCAUAGCUCGCCUUUCUUUGCGUAUUUUACCCAUAAAACUAACGGCAAGUGCCUGAACUAAGACAUGAAACUGUCUAACUGACAUGAAAGGGUGUUAAUUUAGAUCGAGGAGGUGAGGUUUAUUGAGUGUUAGCAGACAGUAACUUACUUAUAAACAGGUAACAGGUAGAGUAACUCUUAUAGAAACGCGUAAGUGAUUAAUUAUAUAUUAACAACUCGCAAACAGAAAGACCUGAGCAGGUAGAUGUAUAGAUGUACAAAAUAAUGUUUUGUCAGCAAGGUUACUUUCUUAUUUGGCAAGAAAGUUACCUUGACUAAAGCUUUAUAUUCCAAAGUAAUUUGUAUAUAUACUGGAAGAUUUAAUUAUUAUUUGUAUUAUUUACUCGGUAACAAUUUUAUUUAAACCAAACAGUUUUUUGUAUAUUUCGAGAGCCGUUAAGAUCUGCUUAUCUCGCCACAAGUGUUACAAUCACCUGUAAGACCAGUGUGAGGUAAUACAGUUUUUUCUUUCUUUCCACAAUCCUAAGAUAAGAUACCAUCCCAAAGUUGCUUAUGUUGCAGAACCUCUGUUGAUGAGGUCACACUGCUUACAUGUUGGUGUCUGGGUGUCAUCUCCUGGUCGUGUCCCUCAUAUUUGACACAAACUGCUGAUUUCAGAGGCUUGCCAUUUCUGGAGCGUUUACAGCUGAGGACUCGAAUCCAUAAGGAUGAACCGUUACCUUCCAGUGGCACGCCAGCACUUUCUGAGUGCACUCGCGAGCACGAGUGUAGUGGUCAAGUCCAUAUGUGCUACAGUGAUCCUGCUGUACCUGCUCUCUUGGGCUGCUAACACCCCUUACAUACUUGGUGUCACACCUGGCUUCCUUUUCCCACCAAACUUCUGGAUUUGGACGCUUCUGACCCAUGCCGUGGUGGAGCAAUACAUUGUUGGCAUGGCGGUGAACAUUGCUACUGUGAUGGUUGCUGGACGACUUUUGGAGCCAUUAUGGGGAGCACUGGAGCUCCUGAUCUUCUUCGCUGUGGUAAACGUAGCAGCUGGUCUCCUAUCCGCUCUGUCUUAUCUUCUCACCUAUGCUGCGACCUUUGAUCUGGACUACCUGUUUGCCGUACGGGUGUAUGGCACGCCCGCUUUUCUGGGGGGUGUUCUUGUAGCACUGAAGCAGACUGCUGGAGAUACCACAGUGCUUCGAGUUCCUCAAGUACGCCUGAAAGCCGCCCCGGCACUAGCUUUGCUAGCAAUAGCCAUCCUGCGGCUAGCAGGGCUGCUGGACACUUCAGCUCCGCUAGCAGCAUGCGGUUAUGGUGCUCUGUCCGGGUGGGUUUACCUGCGCUUCUACCAGAGGCACCCUAGGGGGCGUGGAGACAUGUCAGACCACUUUGCCUUCGCCUCGUUCUUCCCAGAGGCGCUCCAGCCGGCAGUUGGCUUUGCAGCUGGGCUUGUGCACGCUGCCCUUGUGAAGAUGAAAGUUUGCCGUAAGAUGGUGAAGCGGUAUGAUGUCGGGGCUCCAUCCUCCAUCACCAUCAGCCUACCAGGCACAGACCCACAAGAUGCAGAAAGACGGAGGCAACUGGCAUUGAAAGCUCUAAAUGAGCGUCUGAAGCGCGUGGAAGACCAGUCGGUGUGGCCCAGCAUGGAAGAUGAGGAGGAUGAUGAAGAUGAGGAGGUGCGAACAGACACCCCUCUCCUUUCAAGCCGAGAGACUUUGCCACCAGCACCAAGCACCACACAAAAUCCUACAGGACAACAGGAGUCCAGCAUCAUAAGUUUUGAAGAUGCUUCGACCCAUUCAUAACACAAACAGUCCCGCAGAGUUCACUUUACCCUUACAAUCACAAAUGCUAAUGGAGACAUCUCACACACACACACACUAUCUUGGUUAUGUUUUACAAACACCACCGAGGAGUUGCCACUAAAUGAAUACAUUACCCAAACAAAAUGACAAAGACGUCCAUACUCAGUUUUUCAGCUCUACAAAAACUCCCUGACUAGCCUGUCAUAACAUUUGCAGUGCUCCAGUACUUUUGCUUUGUAUAAACAUUAUCUUCUCUCCCACUGGCCUCCUGUGUAAGGUUUUUUGGGAAGUACCAUUUCUGAAUAAAUGCUCUAAUGGUUGAUGGGAUUCAGUUUUUUUAAUGUAUGGAAGAUUCAAAUGUUCAUGGGUUGCCUCUAUUUUUUUUUUUUUUUUGGCCUUGUAUCAGGAAAAAAGGCAAGAGUCCUGAGAUUUAUUGAGCAGACGAUGGGAUUUUUUUGCCAUUUAUUGAUGUAACAGCAUCAAAAGAAUGUUUGGACCAUCAAGGGUGGUUUUGAUAAAGAUUAAAAAUGUUUAUGCAAAAUUUGGGACUUUUCAAAGAACGUGUGAUCUCUAAUAAAAGGUUCUGCUCUCAUUGAUGAUGUGACCCUUUGAUAGGCCCUUUUUUUUUGUCAUUGUGAUUUCAUAGGUGGAGGAAUAGCAGGGAGAGUGUUUAAUACAGUCAUUUCAAAGAUAUUUUUGGUCAGAAUAGUUUGAAAUGAUAAUAGCAAUACAGAAUCUGAUUCUGUCCCGUUGUACCCUUAUUUCCCAUCUGUGCUUAAUGAUCUGUCUUUAUGUGUUGGCUUUGAUAAGAGUGUUGCACUCUAAAUUAUGAGCGUGCAUAAUGGACCUGUUUUUAUAAAACACAGAUUGUCUACACAAUGUGACUAGAGUUUCAUAUAAUGCAUAUUAUUCUCUGGAGAAACCUGAUUUUUAAGAUUUUUGUUUAGGAUUCCUGAAUUUCUCACUAUUUUUAACCUUUUUUUUUCUUUUGCAGUUUUUAAUCAUAAUUGUUUGUCCGUUUUCUCGUGGUUCCUAGUGUUAGACCUUGAUGCUUCUCUCACAGUCUUAUUCUCUAAUUCAGGUUUCAACCCAGUUUUUGCUCUUUCCAUCUGUAAUAAAAACUGAAUGAAGAGCA